Molecule: messenger RNA, 2837 nt
Organism: Aspergillus calidoustus
Lineage: Eukaryota; Fungi; Ascomycota; Eurotiomycetes; Eurotiales; Aspergillaceae
Source: the annotation of a GenBank genome assembly
AUGGAUUCCAGAAGCCGUGAACACAACUCCUCCAGGGUUGUGUGCAGUUCGGCCUUGACGGAUGGCGGUAAAAAGCUCCAUGCUCACUUUUAUCCUACACAGCAAAGGUUGCAAUUAACGCUUGAGCUGUCACAGUCGCUUGCCGCUGUGCUCGAGGGCGAGAAUAGCCUUGCGCGGCAUUUUAAUAUUCCUCUAGCUAGUGACACUAUGGCGGGCAAGAUCGACUCUUUAUUUGGAAACAUCCAGCUUGUGCAAGACGACCAAGGGGAGGUUGACAACGAUAUUCGCUGGCUCGACAUUGUCCUUGCAACAACAUAUACGCCCAAGAGACGAGAAGAUGGUUACUAUUAUUUACAACUCAAUGGACGCCAGGGUUUCAUCCAGGUCGCGGAAUCGGACCAUAACUUUAUCAAGUCAGGCCUUCCGCAAAAGCUUAUUAAUCCACGAUUUUAUCCGAGCGAUGUGCAGUCUGAGGAAGAGACGAUGCGAUUAGUGGAAGAGCUAUUGUUAAACUUGAACGAACUUGCCUCACAGAUAAUCGACGUGAACAACGACUGCCGAGCAAAAGUAAACCAAAGGCUUGGGACUCUUCUGAAACUCUCUCAGAACACUCGGCAGAUCGACGGGAAGCCAAAAACUGCCGCGACUCCUGGGCCUCCAGAGCCAACAACGCACAAAGGAGUUAGAAAAGGCAAAUCGCGAUCUACUAUGCCUCCAUGGGAGCCGCAGGAAUUAGACCGCCUACCCCAGUGGUUUCCGGAUCACAAGCAUCUAACGAAGAAACAAGUUGAGACAGAGUUCAAGAAAGACUUCGGUAGAUUUCGAACCUUUGGAGCGAUUGUGGCCGCACAUUAUCGGGCACGGAAUGAGUUUGGAAGACAUCAUGUAGGAUCGAAGCGGAAACUUGAUCAAGAUGAUUCCCUACCACCAUCAACUGCACCUGAAUCCGCCGGCGUUGGAACUGCCGACCAUAUCGAUCUAUUCUCGUCGGUGUCGGAUUCAACCCCCAGACUCCCAGUCUCCUUCUUGACUCCUCUCCGAAGCCUCUGCAGUCCAGAAACUUCGAACGGUGGAACCAUGGAGAGGCGGUUUACGAACUUGUCCCACCAAACCGCGUGCAUGGAAGUAGUAACGCCUCAGGAUACAGCCGAAAGCCCUUUGCGGAAUGAGUACCCGGCGCCCAGCACUUCAAGAGCUGAGGUAGAAGGUUUCGAUCCGACGAGUACCGCUGUCCACCCUGUAACUGAACAGACCACAAGGGACAGCAGAUCAUCAGGAAGAGGCCACCAGGCGACCCAACUCUGUCCUACUAAUACUAGAGAGAGUAAUAAAUCUGAUGGAGAUGUCUUCGGGCCGUAUGGAGUGGGUAAUGUUGCAAACACUCAACCGGCAAACUCGCAUCACCAGGUCCUCUCGGAUGCCCUGUCUGCACCUGCAAACGCUUCCGGAAGCCGGGACGCCCAGUCUUCAACAAAUAAUCCCCGUCCUGACCAUACCGUUCCUGCUACCAUGUCUUGUUUGCCUCUAAGCGGAUAUACACCGGGUUCAAGUGAGGUGACCGAAACUCGACCUGAGAAUACAAGAAUCCAGCCGGAGGCUCGCGACGAUCCGGGUCAGACGCUUUUAUUACCCGUUCUCCAUCAACAAGCGCUAUCACCGGCGACUACUGCCUCAGCGCAAACCACCAACCCGGCGAGACGUUCUCGGAAGCCUAGAGCCUCAAUUAAGGGGAAAGGAUCCGGCACCGGUUGUAUUACCUGUCGUCGCAGAAAAAGCGUGUGUGACAGACGGUCUCCUACAUGCAAUACUUGUGCUAAAGCCAAGCUAUUGUGCGAGGGUUAUAUUUUGCAGAAGCCCACAAGUCUAGAGGAAUCGUCUUCUCCCUGCUCACAGGGAAACCAGUAUCAACAAGAAGACCAUGGGAUCCCGACUGAUUCCCUUGACCAUGUUGUGGAAGGAGACAUCGCUGUCCUUCAUGGACUCCCUGGCCCGCAACACGGCAUGAACGCUACCCGCACAGGUUCUCCUCCUUGGAUGCCGUUAAGCGGAAGUGAGGCCAGUCUCAGUUCUCCGAGUUUCGUAUCUGGGCAAAACGCACCGGGAGUCAGGGGAGUUUUAACUGCGGCCAAUAGACUGCCGCCUCCUGUCAAUCCUGACACCGGUCCUCAAGUGAUGCCACCAAUUGAUCAAGUUCUCAAUGGACAGUAUAAGCCUUUAAACCAACUUGUGUUCCCGGAUUGGAGCGCCCAGGCUUGAUCGGUGGCUGUCUCCGAACAGUGUGGCAAUCUUUUCACGUGGUAUCUAGUGAGUAGGGAAUACAGCCAUUUAUUGAUCACUCCUCACCGUCCAUCAUGCGAUUCCAUUAAGCUCAGUAGUGCCUGAAGGCACGCCUUGUCAUUCUGACUGACUCGUGGCCGCGUAAAUUUUUCGUGACAAAAGGAUGCGUCUGGGACGCGUCUCUUGGCAUAAACGUAUGUGGGGGCACAAUUUAACUUGUAAAGUUGCAAAAUAUUAUAAGCAUCGAAUUGAUGUUCUGAGCUGUUGGUGGUGGUGUUGUUGCGAUGUCCGUAUGAACAAUACGACCUUCUCUGCCCCGAGCCCGGCGCGUCAUCGUCAAUGUUCAAACCGUAAACGAUUAUCGUGCGAGAUAAAUGGAGUGACAAGUUCUGUUCUCCAUCGUGGGGGCGUACGUAUGAGGGGACACGACUUCCUCUGGAACUGGUUCUGUGAUGUUUGGUGUUUCGUGAGGUUUGGAGGAUCAGUUUUUGCCACGCCGCGUCGUGAAAAGGGGGAAGAUCACGUUGUUAAGCUCCCCUGGCACUCGGAGACAGCCAAAC